Molecule: messenger RNA, 1017 nt
Organism: Hypoxylon trugodes
Lineage: Eukaryota; Fungi; Ascomycota; Sordariomycetes; Xylariales; Hypoxylaceae
Exons: 3
Coding region: 1-1017 (338 amino acids)
Source: RefSeq, a predicted model, not a curated record
AUGAGGGCUGAAAUGCAGAAAGCCGGCGUCGCGUCCAGUGGUUCACACUAUAACCGAACCCAACUCUUCCAAACCUUAUGGGAUUUGCAUCAUGCCGGGGAGUGGCACAAUGAAUAUUUAAGCGAGUGGCUACAGAAAGUCAACGGAGACCCGGACUUCUGGGGUAUUCCCCAAGGAGUAGCCUACACAUUAUCUGGUGUGUACCAGUGGCUGUCCACCGCUGGUAUUAUCCGCCUCAUCAACCAAUACCCGGAUUUUUUUAUAGAGAGCAAGCUGAAUAACCCAAACGUCGAGGCCGAUCCCACGAACCCACCACUCACUAUACGAAACUCUGGAAAACUUGGAACGGCCAACGAAAAACGCUUCGAAGCAACUAGCACAUCGCAUCCCCUGAAAUGGUUGAAAUCCGCGUCUCAAAUCCGCGAGGAAGCUACCUCUUGGCUCCUUCAGGCUGAAUCCGUCACAGACGAGUUGGCCGAGUGCGGUCUUACACGACCGUUGUCUGAAGAGGUAUGGGCCCGAUACGCACCAAUGUCAUCACAACAGAAGCAAGAGAUGGAAGAAACCCACCUAGAUGCGAUAGAAGAUUUCAGAAAUCAAAUAUAUGAUGAAUCUGAGACAAGCGGUCGGGUGAAGAAACUUCCGGCUAUGACGCCCGACGAGCAAGCUGCUCUGAUCAAAUUCUUGAUCAAAAGAUACCGUAAUCUCGAACUUGGACACGACAUUGAUGACGCUUCGGUCGUCGAACCAAACGAUUUAAAUUUAAUCGACCAGGCCAACCAGGCCAACCCAGAUCUUUUCGAAGACGAUGAUAAUAUCCGAAAGCCCGAGGACGGUGAGUUGCAAAUUGCGAGCAAAGAAAUCCUCCAGGCUACUUGUGCCGAAAAACGAAGAUUUAUGUCCUAUUUGGACGACCUACUUGGUGGUUCUGAUUCUCAACCAUUAGAUUGGCAAAAGGUAGAAGAGAUUACCGGUUGGAAUUGCCACGACCUCCGUAUCGACAAAAGCAAUCCAUAA